This is a messenger RNA of Polypterus senegalus (gray bichir), 1301 nucleotides long. RefSeq names its product secretory carrier membrane protein 2 (gene scamp2). The coding region runs from base 97 to 1104 and encodes 335 amino acids. Gene Ontology annotation, cellular component: trans-Golgi network membrane; recycling endosome membrane. The record is from RefSeq and is a predicted model, not a curated record. NCBI's taxonomy places the organism in Eukaryota, Metazoa, Chordata, Cladistia, Polypteriformes, Polypteridae. The transcript has 9 exons. Gene Ontology annotation, biological process: protein transport.
AGAGCGAGUAUCCAGGAAGUAGUCUGGAGUUAUCAGCAGGUCUCCUGUACGGCGCUACUUGUUUUUCUUCAGAGCCUUAAUCAGGGUUGAUACGAAAUGUCGGCCUUCGAUAGCAAUCCGUUUGCGGAUCCAGUGGAAGUCAACCCAUUUCAGGAUCCUUCUGUCACGCAGUUAACCAGCUCCAAUAAUGAUAGAAUUGAAGAGUUCAACCCUUUUACAGAAAAUUCGCGUUUGACUAAUCCAGCUCAGACAACUGUUCCAGCUCAAGUGAAUGCUUCGCAACCUGCUGUUUUACAGCCUUCAGUUGAGCCUAGUGCAAAGGCUAAGGUUACAGCUGGACAAACUAACCUACUUAAGCAACAAGAAGAGCUGGAACGAAAGGCAGCAGAGUUAGACCGCAAAGAAAGGGAGUUGCAAGCAAAGGAAGUUCCUAUUUCAUCUUCCUCAUCCAAACAAAAUAACUGGCCACCUUUGCCAAGAAAUUGUCCAGUUAAGCCUUGCUUCUAUCAAGACUUCAGUGAAGAAAUACCAGCAGACUUUCAGAGGAUAUGCAAGAUGAUGUACUAUCUUUGGAUGUUGCAUACAGUCACAUUGUUCCUCAACUUGCUGGCAUGCUUGGCAUUGUUCAUAGUUAAGCCUGAUAAAGGAGUGGAUUUUGGUUUGUCCAUUUUGUGGUUUGUCCUCUUCACCCCUUGUGCUUUUCUCUGUUGGUACAGACCUGUUUACAAAGCUUUUAGGUCAGACAGCUCCUUCAAUUUUUUUUUCUUCUUUUUUGUGUUUUUCUUCCAAGUUGUUGUAUAUGUGAUACAAGCUGUUGGAAUCCCAAACUGGGGUAACAGUGGCUGGAUAUCUGCUUUAUCUGUGAUGAAUGACAACCUGGCUGUUACCAUAAUUAUGAUAAUUGUGGCUAUUUUCUUCACCACUUGUGCAGUUUUAUCAAUCAUCCUACUGAAGACAGUUCACUCCAAAUAUAGACGUACAGGUGCCAGCUUCCAGAAGGCCCAGGAGGAGUUUUCCCAUGACGUGUUUUCAAACAGAAGCUUUCAGCGUGCUGCAUCUAGUGCUGCCUCUUCUGCCGCCCAGGGCGCCUUCCAAGGAAAUUAGUGUGGAAGAAAAAUGGGGAAAUUAUCAGAUCUGCCCGAUAACUUUAUUACUGAGAAGUUGCACUUUCAGAUUAUUACAAUUAAUGUAUGGUAUGCUUACUGUACCUGUUGGUUCAAUACACUUUGACUGAGUUUAAUGUUAAAGUAACCCUGUUAUGAUGAGGCUACAUACAUUAGUCUGAAAAGAAAAAAAAAAAA